Messenger RNA from Puccinia triticina, 2811 nucleotides. RefSeq lists its product as uncharacterized. The transcript has 3 exons. The coding region runs from base 1 to 2811 and encodes 936 amino acids. The record is from RefSeq and is a predicted model, not a curated record. Lineage: Eukaryota; Fungi; Basidiomycota; Pucciniomycetes; Pucciniales; Pucciniaceae.
AUGCUGCUCGACCGGAAGUCUUCGCGCUCCUCCGGCCUGCCCCGCUUCAAGCCCUCCACCCACACCCUCAAGCAGCCGCCCCUCUCCCCCCAGGCCGACGCCGAGCCCGCCGCCUACAGCCUGCCGCCCAUCAGCUCGCUCGCCGCCAUCAAGCACUGGUUCGACCCCGCCCCGCCCAGCCCCUCACUCGCCGGACCCGCCCCAGCCAGGGCACUCUUCCCGAGCACCAGCCCCUCCCCGCCCCAGCCGCAUCCCAGCACCGGCAGCCCCGUCGAGCUGCUCGACGCCGCCAUCCCUUCCCCGCCCGCCGCCAAGCAGUCGCUCAAGCCGCUGCGCAACUCCAUCCGCAAGCGAACGCCCUCCAGCCUGUUCGCCCGGCGCCUGUCCAGCGCCAGUCUCCUCAAGUCCAAGCUCACCAGCGAGCAGCCGGAGAAGCCGCCCAAGAACCGCAACUCGGCCCACCAUGAGCCCCAGCGGCCCACGCCGCCCCUCCAUGCUGCCAGCAAGCCCAGCAACAGCCCGCCCGUCGGCGGCAAAGACCCCAGCCAUACCCCAUCCAGCCCAAAAGCCCACUCGCCCCCCAGGACGCUGCUGAGCCCCAAGAGAAAGCUCCUCAGUCCUUCUCCGAAAAAACACGCCCCUCCAAGCCCAGCCACCACCCUCAAAACCCUGCCCAGCCAUCAUCCCCGCCCCGGGCCAGCCAUGAACCUCCUGAGUCUGGGCAUCCAGUACAACCCUGCCCUCAGGCCAGACCCCGCCCCAGCCCCUGUGCGCGAUCCCCCUGCGGCCCCUGUGCUCAAGCCCGGGCCCCGAGGCUCCUCUCUCCACCCCUUUUCCCGCGCCGCCGCCUCGCCCACAUCCCCCUUUGCCACCACCCAGUUCAGCCCGGCACGGCUGGCCAGUCGCAGCUCGACGAUGACCCUCGCCUCGACCUGCACGACCGGCUCCGACGACGAGUUCCGCUUCUCCGACCUCGUCUCCAUCCAGCUGCCCUCCACCCCCACCGCCGCCCUCCGGCCCUCGCCCGCGGGGAGACCGGCGGACCUGCUCUCCGACUUCCCGCUGCCGCCCUCCCGCGACGCCUUCCUGCCGCCCUCGUUCGACCUGCUCUCCCACGGCCCCCAUUCAGAGCCUGUCGACCUCCUCUCCGGCCUCCCCCGCAGACUCGACUACAGCCCCUCCCUCCCGCCCCAGAUACCCCUGCCCCCCCUGCCCGCCACCCGAGGCUUCCGGCCCCCGAGCCUGCUCCACAGCUGGUUCCCGCUCGCCUUUCCCGACAAAACCCCCACCCAACCGCCCACUGAAGCCAUGCCCGCUCCCUCCCCAAACCCCUUCGAAUCCCCCGACAUCUCCAGCACCUCCUACAACCUCGACGACCUCCUCGAUCUCUACGACACGCACACCUCGCCAGACUCGUUCAAGCGCACCGACCGGCCCACGUCCAGCACGGCCGUCGACGGCCCAAAGCAAGCGCUGGACCUCAAGGCCAUGGAGUCCUCGAACCUCCUGGACGUCGACCUGCCCAGCCGGACAAGCAGCCCGGACCACCUCAGCAGCCCCGGCGAAGAGCUCGCCAAGGACGACGAGGAGACGCUCAUUGUCCGGGACCAGCAGGGGCAGUCGCUGAGCAAGAUCCAGCCCCUGCUGGACUCCGCCUCCGAGGGCGAGGAGGAGACGGCCAGCGAGAUCGACCUCGACGAGCCCCUGGACAUGAUGGCCGUCCGGCUCGGCUACCAGCUCCACCUCGCCGACGGCUCGGACUCGGACUCGGACGACGCCGGCCGCCGGCCGCUGCGCCGCGCCGAGGAGCUUGACGACGACGACGCGCUCUUGGACGCCGCGCCCGUGCCCUUCUCGCGCGGGCCCAGCCGCCAGCAGGGCCUCUUCCAGGUGCGCUCCCUCAGCUCGCUCCGCGCCGCCCACCGGGCCCCGUCGCGCAGCCGGACGAACCGGGUGGUGAUCGCCGAGGCGAGCUCGUCGGACGAGGAGGAGUUCGACCUGAAGCUCGACCACGACCACCGGGCGACGAAGCACGACGGCGAGGAGCCAUGGCGAGGCGGGCCCGAGUGGCGCCGCUCGUCCGUCGGCUCCGCCGGCACCCUCGGCUCCUUCACCACCACGCCCUCCAGCUCCCACUCCUCCUACCAGACCCGCUUCUCCUCCCCCGCCGACACCCUCGUCUUCCCCCCCGACGCCCUCCCCAAGACCUGCCUCGGCCUCGGCUUCCACAUCCAUCCGCCCCCCUCGCCCCUCCUCCCAGGCGCCACAGACCGUCGUCUCUGGCUCCAGCGCGCCUUCGCGCCCCGCGACGCGCCGGCCCAGCCCCGCUCUGCCUCCCUGCCCGGGCCCUCCUUUAAGCCGUCCUCCUCCUCCGGCCCCGUCCACAGCGCUUGGGACGAGGACGACGGGGCCUCCGAAGCCGUCCCCGACCAGCUGUCCGACCAUCUCGACCGUCCCCGCGCCUCCUACAGACUCAAGCCGCUCAUGCUCGUCUCCCGCAAAGACCGCCACCUGUCCUUCCCCCUCCUCCACGCCCCGAUCGCCGAGGAAGCCGCCCCCGCCCCGCCCGCCUCCGUCGCCCGCACCCGCGCCUCCGUCCCCGCCCACCUCGCCUACCGCCCCGUCCCCUCCUCCUGCUCCUCCGCAACAGCCCGCCCACCCGGCGCGCCGCCCCGCAACGUCCGCGUCCGCGCCAGCCUCCCCACGAGACUGCAGACCCUGCCUGAGAAACUACAUCAUCAACAACACCAAAAGAUCGAAUCAAACCCAUCGGAUGGUUGUCCAGAUUCAGCCUCAGCCCAUCUCAUCUGA